CAUUGACAUUGGACUGGAACUUCAGUCUCUCUGCUCGAGGACUCAUGCCCAAACAAGAUCUCCACAAACAAAAGCAUGGCUUCUGGGAAGAAAAGUGCACGGAGUGAGAAAAACACAGCUUAGAGAGAGAGAGAGAGAGAGAGAGACUGAGAGAGAGAAGAUGAGAGACGUAGCAGCUCUUUCACCAUCAAAACACUUUAACCCAACCCCACAAACCAACCCCAAAACCCAACCAAUUCAAUCGCCCAACAGCAACCACUUCUCACCCAAAAAACCCAACAAGCCCUCGUUUCCCUGUUUCUCCACAACCCCCUCCAAAACCCCGAUCCCAAUAUCCACUCCCCCCUUAGUAGUCGUCGGAUCCGCCAACGCCGACAUCUACGUCGAAAUCGAACGGCUCCCCAAAGAAGGCGAGACCAUCUCCGCCGCCCACGGCCAGACCCUCGCCGGUGGCAAAGGCGCCAACCAGGCCGUGUGCGGCGGAAAGCUCUCGUACCCGACUUACUUUGUGGGCCAGGUGGGUCAGGAUGCUCAUGGAAAGUUGGUUACGGAGGCGCUUGAGGGCGGUGGGGUCCACCUUGAUUACGUGAAUACUGUGUCUGCCGCCCCCACUGGGCAUGCGGUGGUGAUGCUCCAAUCGGACGGGCAGAACUCAAUUAUUAUAGUUGGUGGGGCCAAUAUGAGUUGUUGGCCUGAUUGUAUGAGUGAUGACGAUUUGGAGGUGGUAAGGAGUGCUGGGAUUGUGUUGCUUCAGAGGGAGAUUCCUGAUUUUGUUAACAUUCAAGUUGCAAAGGCUGCGAGGACUGCUGGUGUUCCUGUCAUUUUGGAUGCUGGGGGAGUGGAUGCGCCCAUCCCAUCAGAAUUACUGAAUUUUGUUGACAUUCUGAGCCCGAAUGAGUCUGAACUUGCUCGAUUAACAGGAAUGCCAACUGAAAGUUUUGAACAGAUUAGUCGUGCUGUGAUAAAAUGUCAUGAAAUGGGUGUUAAGCAAGUCCUUGUGAAACUUGGGGCCAAAGGUUCAGCUCUGUUCAUAGAGGGGGAAGAACGAAUAAAACAACCCAUUAUAUCUGCUCCAAGAGUUCUUGAUACAACUGGAGCCGGUGACACUUUUACCGCUGCUUUUGCUGUAGCUCUCGUGGAGGGAAAAUCCAAAACAGAAUGCUUGAGAUUUGCUGCUGCAGCAGCCUCUCUGUGUGUACAAGUGAUGGGAGCCAUUCCAAGUAUGCCUGACAGGAAAUCAGUUUUGAACCUUCUUCAAUCCCUUUGACGAAAUUUAUUUGUUUCUCAUUUUGCAUAUAAAUAAAAGGUGUUGGUCAUUUUUCUCUCACCAAAUUGGGUCCAUUUUCAGUUGAUUGAGCAUGACUACAAUCUCUUUACUCGUGGUGAAAAUUUUGAACUUAAACUUCAUCUUGUUCCCUUUUCUGGCUCUUUUUGUCUAAUUGUAUGAUGGACUGGAAGUUAGGUAAGAUUAGUCUUACCGGCUUUUGCAGUUUGAAAAAAACUGAGCAACUUUACAUUUAGCAACA
Rhododendron vialii is the source of this 1526-nucleotide messenger RNA. Its product is annotated as ribokinase. The transcript has 5 exons. The coding region runs from base 161 to 1267 and encodes 368 amino acids. Gene Ontology annotation, molecular function: ribokinase activity. NCBI's taxonomy places the organism in Eukaryota, Viridiplantae, Streptophyta, Magnoliopsida, Ericales, Ericaceae. The record is from RefSeq and is a predicted model, not a curated record. Gene Ontology annotation, biological process: D-ribose metabolic process.